CUACUUUUUAAAUCCAUAAUUUUUUUAGUAUUACUUUUUUUGUGUUAAGUUAAUAAGGCUACAUUUAUCAGCCGGUAACCGCGUUUGUUGCCACUUUUGUCUGGCUUUUCGCUUCAUCUUUUUUAAAUCCAAAAUUCCAAUUCGAUAUUUCCUAUAUAUCACUCCCUUGCCAAAAUUGGGAGUGUUGCGCGAUGCAGCAUGUUGCAAUUACUUGGUAAACUUUAAUAUUUCUUUAGUUAUUUUGCUACAGCUCCCAAUAUUUUCAGCAGUUAUUUUCUUGAAUAAUUCGAAUCUAUAAAAUUGGUGACAGACUUUAUAUAUGGUAUAUGUUCAUAAAAUGUCAAAAACAUGGGAAUAAUCUGAGCUGAGAUCAAAGCUGUUCUCUAUUUCAAUAUUUUGUAAUGAAAUUUAUCUUGUAACACAGACGUCGGGAAUUUUUGCUUGAUCAGAAGGUGAGUAGUUUGCUUCGCCAGAGUUUUCUAAGUUCGAGUUUAUUGAAUUUUAAGAAUGAUUGAGCUCUGAGGUGUGUUUCAGGCAUUAGGCAUUCAUCAAUACUUUUAAGAUGAAGCCGUAGAAAAUACGCCUUAAAUUUUACAGAAACCAUGUAACGAUGCCACAGCUUUCAUAUUCGCCAGACAUUAGCACCGUGUGACCUUGUGACGAAAUUUCCUGUUAUUUUUUGAACACACCUCGUUUGUACAGACAUAUGUAUGCUAUAACUAUCAAAACUUAUCCCGCGGAUUGUAUAAAAUACUGUGUAUUAAUUGUAUUAAUCCAGCAUAACUUGAAUAUAAUGUAACUUAAUAUACUUGUUUGAAUACACUGAACGACAUUUCAUCUAAAAAUUAAAAUAUAUAACCAUUUUGACUAAGGAAAAGACUAGAAGUGUUGAAUGCUUAGCAAGGUCGAUGAUUUUUGCAUAAGAAUCUUGUCGGAUCAGGUUAACUACUGAAAUAAAGAGGAACAAUUAAAUUAGAAAAAAUCAAAUUUUAGUUCCAUGCAUCUUAAUUAAAAGUUUUUCCAGUGUACGAAAGUUGAAUUUUCAAAAAUUCUAUAAUAAUUUGGUAUAAAUACGGGAGCGAAUUAAAUGGAUCAGCAAUAUAACUAACAAUAUGAAGACCCAAGUAUUCCUAGCCAUUGUACUGGCUAUAUUAACGUUAGUUAUUGCUCAACCAAAUCCGGAAGCUUACAGAGGUGAUUGCUGUGGUCCUUGGGUUGGAGGAGGCGGUGGCGGAGGUGGAGGUUGGCAAGGCGGUGGUGGAGGAGGAGGGGCUGGAAAAUAGAUUUACACAGCCUAUGACAUCGUUUUCAGAGCAAAUAAAUUAGUAAAAAUCAUUACUUAUUCAAAUAAAUGAAUUAUGUAGUUGAAAGUUGAUUAAAAGUUAUUUUCCAGUUCUUUUUACAACAUAAACAUAAUAACCUAGGUAUUGAAAACAUUAUAUCAAAAUUCACCCAUUGAUUCCAAAAAUUAUACUAUUUUCAAUAAAAUUAAGUUAAAAUAAGGGUUUAUUCAUAAUUUUGAUUACCAAAGUCCUGUAAUAAAUUAACCCUUGAUCCUAGUAAAGUUAUUUCCAUGCACAUCAACGAUUCUCGAAUUUCGUCUUUUGAUGACAAUAUUGUAAUAUUGUAUUUCUUUUAUGAAUUUGUUUGAAUUAAAAUUUUAAAACUAGA
Molecule: messenger RNA, 1671 nt
Organism: Bactrocera oleae (olive fruit fly)
Lineage: Eukaryota; Metazoa; Arthropoda; Insecta; Diptera; Tephritidae
Source: RefSeq, a predicted model, not a curated record